UGGCGUCGUCACUGCGCAUGCUCAGAAUCCGACUUCUGGCGGCUUCUCAACCAGAACGGCCGACCGAACCGAAGUCUAUCCAAAGACGAAGCUCUCCAGAAGGCGUGUUUUCGUAAAAUGGCGGCACACAAGGCUGGGUUUUCGCGGUCCCGCUUUGUCAUAGACGAUGAUCUCGCUUUGUUGCGAGAAGUCAACGCGAAGAAUCCAUUCGAAGACCCAGCGAAGUGGAACGCUAUAUCAGCACACAUUCAGUAUGCAACAGGGAAGAGUUUCUCGUCGCGGGCUGUCCGUGAUCGAUGCGACUUACUGCUUGUCCAAUUCGCCCACGAGGAUCGGACAACCAUAAAGAAGUCUGGCACCGAGGAGCAGCAUAACGAAAAGCAUCACUUGCUUGAGGGGAUCACAGAACUUGCAAGAGAAGCGUCCUACAGAAUCCGGCAGACGGUGGCUAAAAAGGUCACCAGUUCCCACACACCAUUGCGAGUCGAAGCGGCAACCGAGAGGUGCAACCCAUCUGUGGCGAGGGACGGAGCAGCAACCGCAGUCCUGGUGGAACAAAAUGCCUCUGUGACGCCACUGGAGACAGGAAGAACAUGUGCCACAAAUGCGUCGACGUCGCAGGCCGACGUCUCACACGACUCGUCAAAUGUGGAGCAACUCUCGUGCGACCUGGCACCAGGUGACACAGUUAUUAGCCUGCAAAGUGCAGGAAGCAGCCACAGUGUGUGUAGUUCCCCACCUCAGCCGCACAAUACGCAACCUGAACCGUGCCACGCAACAACAGAGGAGUCUUCUCAACAAGGAAGGCAAGGUACAAAAAGGAAGGAGUGUGAUGACAGCAUCGCAUUCUUUGAAAGGCUGCUACAGUAUGAGAAGAGUUGCAAGGAGAAAGAAUUUGAGUUAGAGAAGCGCCGCCUCACCCUGGAGGAGAACCAUCUGGCCCUAGAGUGGGAGAAGCUGGAGCAACGCAAGAGGGAAUGGGAAGCCGAAAGGGAAGAGAAGGCAGAGGAAAGGCGGUUGAAGAUCGAAGAGCUUGCGGAACGCCGGCAGCAGCAUGAAGAAGUGCUGAAGGAACGUGCUGAGGAAAGACAGAUCUUCCUGGAACAGCAGCAUGCCCUUUUAGAAGUCAUAAAGUCACUUAUCCCAAAUGGAAAGUAAAUAAACGUGGGAAGGCAUGGAAGCAGGGACUGAAACCGAAACGAGUAUCAGUUCAGUUACAGGAGUUGCUGUUCUAAUAUUUAGCAGUUCAACUUUUUUGUUUGUUUUGUUUUUUAUUUCUAGGAUGUGUCUGCAGGUUGCGUGGAUGUCUUGAAGUGAGUUACAAAGCACAAGUGGAUAACAGUGAGCAUAGUGAGCUCUGAAAGGGUGGAGCAGUGCCAUCUGCCUAGCCGUAGAAAGAGUGAACUCUUUCUUCGAUGCGCUGUUGCCAUCUCCGACAUUCCCCGUAAAAUAAUUUGUUGCGGUCUCUAAUAUCUCGUGCACGUUCGUUUAGCUGAUGCUGUAAAAAGCUACAAGGCAAGACAAACUGUGUGUGUUCGAAGGUUAAGCAAACAGAUGUGGAAACGGACAACGUGCAACACGUGGUAUCUUAAAUGAUCACAGUUCAUAACUCAUAAGGGACAGAAGCAAUACAUGUCAUACUGUACAAAUGUUAUACGAUUAUGGGUCCAAGCGCAUAAGAUGAAAAACGCAUGAUGAAGUGAUCUACUUUAAAAGAAGCACCACGAACUACACCACUAACCAGAGUUGUAAAGCGAUAAUCGCAUCCAAAGUUGUUCGAAUUCAGUGAUGGAACUGCUGCGCCAUUUGCGCCAAAGUGCGCCAUUUGGGAUUGCCUGCGCCACCCUGCGCCGAAAAAGCAAUUUUCCCUAAUUCUGCGCCACAGCUGCGCCGAACAAAGAUGCCCCGGUUCGGAUGCAUGAAAACGAAACAAAAACCGCGAGUGAUGCUCCUGCGCCCUGUCUAUUCUCGUGAUGCCUCUGGACAGCAAAGCCGAGUCAAGCCGUGUCGUUUCGGCCGAGCCCGCCAAGUCGACGAAGAUUCUUAAACUGCCGGGAUGUCACUGCUGAACCGAAUAUUACGUUGUUGUACUUCAAAGAGAAUGGCUGUACAAAUUUACCGAACAUGUGGGCAUGCCACGUGCCUGCGAUGGAAUAUUGGCUCGUUUGCAUGGGAGUUGUUUUUAAACAACCGCGUUUUAACUAAUUGUGGAUGGGAAUAACUGACGACGCUGAUUCCGGAGUUGCCAGCGCCUGUACUAUGGAUCGCUCCACGCUUUCCGCUACUACGUAACAUCGCGCGUGCUCGCAGAGUGUAGGCGCGUAAGGAGAGCGCGAGAAAUUGAGCUUUCAGGACUUAAACCGUACGUGCCGAUAAUUGUUCCCAGAUGUCCUGAACCCCGAUAUUCGCCAUAAAGUGGAGAGUAUGCAUUGCAAACACGACGUAUUGCGGUGGGACGCAGUGGGAUACAUAUGGCGGAGGUGCGCCAUUCUGUGAAAUUCUGCGCCAAAUGCAGCUUUUUUGUGCGCCAGCGCCAGCGCCCGUGGGCUCUGAGGCAGUUCCAUCACUGUGUUCGUGUUCACGUGUGAACCAGUUCAUAUGAACUGGUAAUCGAAACCACAUUUUUUGGUUCUGGUUACGGUUUUGGUUAAUUACUGAUCGUUAAUUGCGGUUUACGGUACAGUUCUCCAAGAAAUUUGGGUUCGGAGUGGUUUUUGGUUUUCCGGUUUCAGUCCCUGCACUGAAGUGACAUGUACAAAUAGAACCCCUUUUCCGCCACAUUUGCUCAUGUGCCAUGAAAACUGAUCUCAUUAGCACAAACUGAGCCACGUGCAGAAGUCUGUGACACAGUCCAUUUUCUCGCAGCAUGCCUAUGAAACACAUGGCACUUACAAGCACUUGCAUAAUGCAGCAAAAAAAGCUAUAAACAUCUGGUUGACAUUUCAAACUGCAGUUCUUACGAGUAAUCUUUCUGUUGGGAAUCCCCUUCUACUCAUUCGCAAGGCUUGGCUGCAUGGGGGGGGGCCUUGCAUUCAUUAUUUUUUACAGUGACGGUUACUGAAUUUGAAUGUCAGAGAUGCUAGCAAGGAUGGAAUGAAAGAAAAUUUGUACAAACUAAAGUUUCAAAUAAAAAUGUGAUAUACGGUAACAUU
This is a messenger RNA of Ornithodoros turicata, 3152 nucleotides long. RefSeq lists its product as uncharacterized. The record is from RefSeq and is a predicted model, not a curated record. The transcript has 4 exons. Lineage: Eukaryota; Metazoa; Arthropoda; Arachnida; Ixodida; Argasidae. Bases 118 to 1158 code for a protein of 346 amino acids.